Amphimedon queenslandica is the source of this 551-nucleotide messenger RNA. Its product is annotated as neurotrypsin-like. The record is from RefSeq and is a predicted model, not a curated record. The annotation marks the transcript as partial. NCBI's taxonomy places the organism in Eukaryota, Metazoa, Porifera, Demospongiae, Haplosclerida, Niphatidae. The transcript is spliced from 4 exons. Gene Ontology annotation, cellular component: membrane.
AUGACUGGACUAGCAAUAGCAGUUUUAAUUGGCCUUCCUUUAGUCCACUGUUGCACGAGUGGUGAGCUACAGCUUGUAAAUGGAGACACCCCAGAGGUAGGUCGUGUUGAAAUAUGCAUUAAUGGUACAUGGGGGACUGUCUGUGAUGAUCAUUGGAAUCAUUCUAACGCUCAAGUUGUAUGCAGACAGUUGGGAUAUCUCAAUGCAGUACCUGAAUUUUACAGUAGCGCAUAUUUUGGAGCUGGUACAGGUCAAAUAUUUCUAGAUGAUGUUCACUGUGCUGGAAAUGAGAGCUCCCUAUUAGAAUGCAUGCAUAGGCCGAUUGGAAGCCACAACUGUGACCACUCUGAUGAUGUUGGAGUAUCUUGCAUAAAUUGUACUCAUGGUGAGCUGCGACUAGUAAAUGGAAGGACACCUGUUGAGGGUCGUGUUGAAAUAUGCAUUAACUAUAUGUGGGGGACAGUCUGUGAUGAUCUCUGGACUAAUGCUAAUGCUGAAGUAGUAUGUAGACAAUUGGGAUAUCCUACAACAGGUAUGCACACUAAUAUCAG